AUGUCUUUAGAUGCAUACGCUGUCUUGGAUGCUUUCUCCGAUAUCAAAAACCGCACCGAUCAGUUCAUUGUUGCGAACAAUUUCGACAGCUACUCCGCUGAGUUCCUUCCGAGAUCCGAGGAGAUCGCGGUUGCAAUCUUUUGCAAUGCCCUCGAGGAGCUGGGUUGCGCAAUUCGUUCGGCAGCACCCGGAACGAAGCUUGAACGUGUCCAGCCCGUGGCAGAGCACAAUAAACUGGUGGAGCAUAUAUAUCGCAUCUUGGAGAGUAAAGCGGGCUUGAUCGUAGACGACGGCAAUCUCCUGACUCGCACUUCGAAACCUUGUCCUGACGGCGACGUUGGUUCCCAGUUGGAGGGCCUACUGCGCGACAGACCUGCCCAGGAUGCCGAGAUCAAGCUCAUGCAAGCGGUCGGGCAGAGCUACGGCAAAUGCCUCUCCGGCGAGGUCAAUCCCGUGGAGUUGCUCUUUGAAUCCCCGGAAAAUCGUUCGCUCUUGGACAAGCUCUAUGCUACUUCAGACGCGACAAGCAGCCUUCUGCGGCCGUUGGAAGCUUUUAUCCAAGAGGUGGUCAGCGGCUGGUCAGUGCGAGGCCAGCCUUUGCGAAUCCUUGAAAUAGGAGCCGGGACAGGCGGAACAACCUCAGUACUAUUACCGGCUUUGGCUCGUCUGGGCGUUUCCACGGUAUACACCAUGACCGACAUCAGUUCGAGCUUGGUGGCGCAGGCGUCCUUGACUUUCAAGGGGUACCCAUUCGUCGAGUUCCAGGUCCUCGAUAUUGAGAAGGCACCGCCACGGGCACUGCAAAGCAGCCAACACGUCGUCCUGGGCUCCAACGUCAUCCAUGCGACGGCAGACGUCCCGUCUUCGUUAAAGAACAUCCACAAGAUUCUGCGUCCAGAUGGGUUUCUUAUCUUCCACGAGUUAACAACGCAAAUGUCAUGGGCUGACGUGGUUUUCGGUCUGUUUGAGGGCUGGUGGCGAUUCAAUGACGGCCGACAGCACGCUUUGCAAUCACCACAGGCUUGGGCAAAGAUGUUGGAAGCGGCUGGAUACGGUCACACGGACUGGACCGACGGAUCCCGCCCGGAAGCAAAGCUGCAAAGUCUGAUCCUGGGCAUGGCUACUGACCCGGAGUAG
Chaetomium fimeti is the source of this 1137-nucleotide messenger RNA. Its product is annotated as methyltransferase domain-containing protein. NCBI's taxonomy places the organism in Eukaryota, Fungi, Ascomycota, Sordariomycetes, Sordariales, Chaetomiaceae. The coding region runs from base 1 to 1137 and encodes 378 amino acids. The record is from RefSeq and is a predicted model, not a curated record. The transcript has a single exon.